UGUGAAACAUGUGUCCGGUGAUAACAAAACGUUAAUUUUAGAAUUUUAUUAGCGUUCUUUAUCAGUUCCGUCAAAAAUUGAUAAUACGAUAUUCUGUAUUUCAAAUUUAAAAAUUUACAUUUAACCAUCAAAAAUGAUAGAAUGCAAAAUAGGUUUCAUUGGAGCAGGAAACAUGACUAAGGCAAUUGUUUCUGGAAUGCUGGAUUCUGGGAUAGUGAAACCAAACUUAAUUAUAGUCUCAGCGCCCUCAAAAACAAAUUUUCCCUUUUGGCAAGAAAAAGGAAUUGCUACUACUCAUUCAAAUGCUGAAGUGGUGAAUAAAUGUGAUGUGAUAAUGCUUGGAAUAAAACCUCAGUAUUUAGACGAAGCAAUCAAAAGCUUUGACCCAGUUCCAAACAAUAAACUUUACAUAUCGAUUCUUGUGGGGAUUACUAUCGAAACUUUGAAUGAUAAACUGCGGACACAAUUUAGGUUCACUGAAGCUGGUCCAGAGCCUUGGCGUAUCGUCAGAGUUAUUCCUAACACGCCAAUCAUGGUUGGGGCGGGGGCCACAGCGUAUGCAGUGAGUGAGGGAGCCAGAGCUGAGGAUAGUGAACUAGUCAAGACAAUAUUUUCUGCCGGAGGUCUGUGUGAGAUUGUGCCAGAACGGCUGUUGAACCCAGUUGGAGCUCUGGCCGGGAGUGGUCCUGCUUAUGUAUACUUGAUGAUUGAAGCCCUCUCUGAUGGGGCGGUAAAGAUGGGAGUGCCGCGAGCCCUGGCCACUCAGCUGGCCAGUCAAACACUGCUGGGUGCCGCCAAGAUGGUGCAGACGACAGGAAAACAUCCUGGACAACUCAAAGACGAGGUUUGCUCUCCAGGGGGCACCACCAUCACUGGUAUACACGUGUUAGAGAGGUCAGGAGUGAGGGCUGCUCUCAUUGGUGCAGUUGAAGCAGCUACAAAUCGCUCUUUUGAGCUAGGAAAUAAGUAGGCCUAAAUACUCAAAUAUAAAAUGUUCCUUGAGUUAUAGUUCACACUGAGGAAACAAGAUGUUAGCUUCCAUAAAGUAAAUCAAUAACUUCCAGUGUUCAACUUCCCUUGAUGGAAUGUAUUUUUUAAUAAAAAAAUCAACAUAUCUUAUUAUUGUUUUCAGUUGAUAUUACAUAAGUAUUGAGCUCAAGCAUUUAAGCCUACCUUCAUUUCUCAAAUUGUAUCUUAUUUUGUUAUAUACUUUUUUCUGUUGUUUAACUUUUGUUAAGUUACUGUGUGUUGUUACUUUUUGUUAACAGUGCUUCCAUAGUAUGUAAGAAAACUUUGUUAUGCAUUUUUAAUUUUUAAGUGUGUAAACACAAGCAAUUUUCACAGCAAUAUUUGUGCAUUUUGCAAUAUUUUGAUUAUGUGCAAUAUACCCAGCUAGGAUCAAGAAACAGUUUAAUUCUCAUAGAUGGGAAAAUAAGCUUGAGGAAAAUUAAGCCCAUAAAUCAUAUAAUGAAAUGAAAAAAUAAUAUAAAUAAUAUAAAAUAAAUACAAACAUAAAUGUGUUUCAGCUACCAAGAAACCCUCUCUAUUCUGCUCCAAUGUUUCUUUUAUAUACCAGGCUUGAAAUAAGCCUGAUUUUCCGUCACUUUAAUCAGUCAAAAGAUUAAUACUCUUGGUGGGUGACAACUCUGUUGUAUUUGAAUAGGUAAAUGCUAAAGAAGUGUGAUUGGAGAGGGUCUUGUAAGCUUUAGUUUAUUUCUGACAGAUCUAAAUUAAAGAAUUGUCUGUUUGGGAUACUGUCUUAGAUUUUGUAUUUUUAUUGUUCUGCCAAAACUUUUUAUUCAGAAACUUCCAUAUUUGUAGCAAUACUGCCGUUGAUUGAUUUUCAUUCAUAAGAUCAGUGUACGUAGAAGACUGCCUUGAAAAUUCAAUGAGACUCGAGGGCCCUGGUAGUGGAAAUUGGGGGGGUGAAAUUGGAAAAAAGGAAAUACAACCGAGGAAGGAGGAUCCGUUGAAAUUAAGUUCUCAGUAGGAUUGGAAAAGGGACCAACCAUUUACGGGUGCCAGAUUGCUCAAGGUGCACAACGGGUACCACAAUCAUAACUGAUUGUUGGAAACCCUACGAGCAUCUGGCAGUGUACCACUUAACACUUGUGACUGUAAACAAAAAACGCAAGGAUUCCUAACCCGAAAUUAUUAAAAGAGUUGAAAAAUACACAAUGAAAAAUACAUGCAAGCAAUAUGUGUUUUAAGUACAAUAAAUUGUUUUUUAAUAUUGA
Molecule: messenger RNA, 2237 nt
Organism: Macrosteles quadrilineatus (aster leafhopper)
Lineage: Eukaryota; Metazoa; Arthropoda; Insecta; Hemiptera; Cicadellidae
Product: pyrroline-5-carboxylate reductase 3-like
Exons: 7
Coding region: 134-970 (278 amino acids)
Biological process (GO): L-proline biosynthetic process
Molecular function (GO): pyrroline-5-carboxylate reductase activity
Source: RefSeq, a predicted model, not a curated record